Messenger RNA from Apaloderma vittatum (bar-tailed trogon), 173 nucleotides. RefSeq names its product liver expressed antimicrobial peptide 2 (gene LEAP2). The transcript is spliced from 2 exons. NCBI's taxonomy places the organism in Eukaryota, Metazoa, Chordata, Aves, Trogoniformes, Trogonidae. The annotation marks the transcript as partial. The record is from RefSeq and is a predicted model, not a curated record. Gene Ontology annotation, biological process: defense response to bacterium; antimicrobial humoral immune response mediated by antimicrobial peptide.
AUGGACGGCUGGAAAACGCUGGCGGUCCUUUUGCUCUGCUCGCUGCUGCUCAGCCAGCGGCAGCCGCGGCUCGCGAGGCAGAGGCGGAUGACACCUUUCUGGAGAGGAGUCUCGCUGCGACCCGUCGGAGCCUCCUGCAGGGAUAACAGCGAAUGCAUCACCAUGCUCUGCAG